Molecule: messenger RNA, 1332 nt
Organism: Penicillium cataractarum
Lineage: Eukaryota; Fungi; Ascomycota; Eurotiomycetes; Eurotiales; Aspergillaceae
Product: MOSC domain protein
Exons: 1
Coding region: 1-1332 (443 amino acids)
Molecular function (GO): catalytic activity; molybdenum ion binding; pyridoxal phosphate binding
Source: RefSeq, a predicted model, not a curated record
AUGGAGCAAAACCAUCCAACCACCUCGCCAGAAUCAGUGACUAACCAGACCUCCUCCCAGCUCUACAUAUACCCCAUCAAAUCCCUACGACCAACAAAAGUCACUUCAGGCGAACUCACAAACCUGGGUUUCCGCUAUGACAGACGCUUCAUGCUCCUAAAAGUGGUCCCCGGCGAAAAUGGGGGGCCCCAAGCGCUGGAGAAUAUGCAUAUCCCCGAGUAUCCCGAAAUGGGACUCUUUCAGACGGCGAUUGAGGAAGCUAAGACGGGUGGUGAUACUGGGAAGGUGGUUGUGACGUAUAACCCGCCUUUGGACAGCGACGGGCGUGAAGGUGAUGCAUUCGAGUUGGGAGAUCAACGCGAAAGCCAAAUCGAAAGCCAGGGUUCCAAAUGUCUGGAAAUCCCACUUGAACCGGAGACGAAGAAUUUAAAGGCUUUCACGGUGAUGAUGCACCAGAGUCCGACGACGGGCUAUGAUAUGGGAUCCAGAUAUAAUGACUGGUUCAGCGCGUGUUUCGGAUACCCCGUUGUACUGGCGUAUCUGGGUGGUAACACGCGCAGUGUCCUUGGUACACUCGCCCCCGCUAAACGCAAUAAAGAGUCCUGGUGGAGUAUCUGGAAACAGGAACUCGUGCUCCCGGGUAACGGCCACGGCAACAAGAUACUCGACCGAUGGCUCGUACCGUUUUCUCUGGGAUAUCUAGUUCUCAACGCUGUGAGUUGGUGUCAUACCCGGAUUGAAGAUGGCAAAAUGCCUGCAUCGACUAUCGGUGUUACAGUCCUGGCGCUGGGACUAUUGUGGAGUGCGGUGAAUAUCUUCGUGACGAGACGCCAUGAAGCACGAAUCGGGUUUGCGGAUUGUGCGCCUUUCUUGGUUAUUUCUCAGACCUCCGUUGAGAAUGUAUCGGGACGGUUGGCUGGGGAGGAGGAGGUUGAUUUGACCAAGUUUCGGCCGAAUAUUGUCAUUUCGGGUGCAGAGACUGCAUUCGAGGAGGACUUUUGGGCGGAGUUGGAGGUUGGAAAUAGCCCUACCAGUUCGACGGUGAGACUGUUAUUGACGGGGAACUGUGUCCGAUGUCAGAGCUUGAAUGUGGACUUUUCGACGGGGAAGAUGGGUAUUGGGGAGAGUGGGAGUGUGUUGAAGAAGCUUAUGAAGGAUCGGAGGGUGGAUAAGGGGGCUAAGUUUAGUCCUGUUUUUGGGCGGUAUUCGUUUCUUGGGAGGGAGGGGGCUGGGGAGGUUGUUAAGGUUGGUGAUGGGGUGAGGGUUUCGAGGAGGUCGGAGGAGCAUACUGUUACUGGUGAGUCUAAGAAGAAGGUGGCGUGGUUGGUUUGA